GCUAGAAUCCCAGAAAUAUUGCAAAACUAAGGUUUACACCAACAUCAACAACAAGUCGGUUACUGUUUCUUUAUUACGUGCGCAAAAAAAAAUUUUWAAGAGGUCCCUCCAAAAUGAUUUUUUUAAAGGGCUCAUGCCUGAAUUUCGUGAUUUGUUUUUUUGUCUUUGGUUCGAUUUGGAUGGCAUCCAACAAAGAAGCACUAGUGAAAGCCGAGACCAAGAAUGCAAAACCAACCACUGAAAGUACAAAUGGACGGCCUUCUUCAGAACAAGAUGAUCCUGAUGAUCCAUACAUGAAUUACCUCUUCCAUCCACGUCUUACCUUCAGUGGUACGUUUCAAUCUGACGUAUCAACGGUCAAUAACAUCCCAAGCAACUUCGACUCGGCUAACUUUGUCCAAACUAACUACUUGACACAUGGCCAACUCUGGAAUUCUCGUGGAACUGGAGAAUGGAACGUAGACGCUUCUGUGACGCAAGUCUGCUACGUCAAUGGAACGUGUGUUGCAGAUAAUAACGAGGAAGAACCGAUAUUGGAAGCAACGUUUCAGGAGGGUGGAAACGAGACGAUCGGCAAGAUGGUGGAUCUAGACACGGAGGCCCAAAUGUUCUCUGAGAUCUGGGGCUGGAGACUUCGUAUCGGAGAUUUCUUUUCUGCAGACUUUACUCCUGUUCCAUUUCAAUACAUCUGGCCAAAAAUWGUUGAUCCUGGAACACUAUCUCCAUUCGGAUCAGCUUACCAAUCUGUGUUGUCAAACAUAAGAUGGAUAGAUGAUAAUGCUAACUCUCCUUUGAUAGAGGAGUGGAAAAAGAUAAUGAAGAGCGACAACGUGGAAAGUGAUAAAUUGUCCAUACGUUUCAACGUUGAUAUGUACGAACUAGACCCCCAAAAUAACAAUUUUACUUAUGGACGUGUGACAGGCUCCAUUGGAUUGCUGGGAAUCAAGUCUCCGCCAUUUUUCUCUCACGGUCGAAUGCUUCAUGCUAAAUCCCCAAACGUUCAGAACGCACCAUUUAUUGUCGAUAAAAAGAAAAAGAAGGCCUAUAUAGACUUUGGCAACAGCCUCCAGAUAACCAGAAAUGGCAGUUUUGACACCAUGGAUCUGAACAACUUGUAUGUUGGCUUACCUUUAGAUCUGUCCGAGACGUCACUGAAUAUAACUUGUGAUAACAAGUUCGUGUGGCUGGGUAUAGUAAAUCAAACCGCCCCCAAUUGGUACAGAAACUAUGCUGGGAUUCAAUCCUUCCCAGUGAUGAGAGCAUUUUCAGAACGUGAAAUUAAUAUGCUUGGAAGCAACCCGUUUGUUGUUGUAAAGGUUACUGGGGAAUGGCCAGCGUUAGUUUGUAAGGAGAUAGUACUUGCAGAAGAUAUUAAGGGUUUUGAUAUUCACCCAUACGACGACUGGACCAUGCAUAAAGAACCUGAAGAAUCGGUUAACGUUAGAGUCAUUGCUACGAAAUUUGGCGAACCUCUUYCUAAUGUGAAAGUACAUUUCGAAGCCAAUGACUGCCCCAACAUUUUCGCAGACGGACCACCUGUUGCCGUGCCCCCAAUACCGCCACCCGAGGAUGUCUUGACAAAUUCAGAAGGCAUAGYCGAAUUCAAAAUUAUGACAAAAGAUCCCAAAAGUCCAAGAGAUUACAUUGAUGGACAGCUUUAUCCAUACACCUACUCUAUUAAUAAUGAAGAACAUCCUAAAAAGAAUUUCUCUUUGAUGUGCAAAAUAGAUAUGUUUGAKCUGCUCAAUAAUUUGAUCGUCAUUGCAGUUUGGGACCAAUAUGGUCCUGUUUCAGAACCAACAUGGCUUGAUCACGUUUACCCAAUAUUUAAGCAAUACGCCAAUCUUUACCCGGUCAUGACGGAAAACAUCGUAGACUUGGGCAACUACUACGAGGUUACGGAGCGUAAGAAAGCCAUACAAAUGAGUAUGGAAUUGCCAAUCUCUCAUCCUAACUACAUGCCUGUAACACGGGAUCUUUCGCCUUCGAAAAGUAAAGUAAUCUUGGACUGGCUUAAGAAAGACGACCCUCCGACUGGUAAACCAAAAGAYUACUACACAGUUGAGAAUCUUCGAAGGGACUUACAGACAGCCUUGCAGCUGGAACAAGCCACAAUUCCUCCAUAUUUGACAGCCUUGGCUUCUAUUAAAUAUAACUAUAAUGAAGAUGUACAAAGCAUUUUAAGGUCCAUUGUCAUUCAAGAAAUGAUGCAUAUGAACUUGGUGGCCAACAUCCUGAAUGCAGUGGGUGGGAGUCCCAUCUUUCACUCGAAGGAUUUCGUUCCAUUUUAUCCCUCGCGUCUCCCUGGAGGAAUCCAACCUGACUUGGUCGUACCGAUUGAAAAGGUUUCUAUUAAUCUCAUAAGAAACGUUUUCAUGACGAUUGAACAACCAGGAGUGACUCAAGAAAGAAAAUCGUCCUUCAACUYGAUGUUUGAUUUCGUUGAGAAGCUAAAGUGCUCCGGGGUGUCUAAAUACUCCAAUCAAGAGAGUUGCAUAGUAAAACAUCAGACGUCUGAAAUUGUCGACCCACUCAUUGACGGAGAUUACGUUCCUUGUCUGGUUCAAGGAUUCGAAGAGGAUUCUAUAGCAAAUUUCAAGCUACGUCAAUAUGGAAUGUCCCGAAGCAGAGCAAACAAAAAAGACAAAGACUCAAAGRACAAAAAAUUCUUUCCUAACUACCAUUACGAGUACGAAAGGCAUCACAACACAAUCGGUGACUUCUACAAUCACAUGCUGAAUUCCUUGGGAUACCUCACAGACUGUGGAAAAAACAACAGCAUCUUCACUGGUGACCCAAAUCGGCAAGUUGACUUUACGCACUGGUCAGUGCAUGGCCGUUCUUUGAAUGUUACUGACUUUGUUUCAGCUGUAGAAGCAAUUAAACUGAUAGUUGAACAAGGYGAAGGAAGCUCUCCGUGUAAUCCAAUGGCAUGGAGCAAUGGAACAGUGAAAGAUCUUUCGCACUAUUUUCUUUUCUAUUCGAUCGCCGAGAAGCGUGAGRUCCAGGUGUUCAAUAAACACCAUCAGGAGGGAACUGGAACUGACCAAAGUACAAAAGUUAACUACGAAGGGUGUAAUGGUACCUACUUCUUCACGGGACCAAAGAUACCAUUCGAUCCAGACGGUGUAUGGCCAAUGGUGCCAAAUCCCAAAAUGAMCAAAUUCAAGGAAGGCACUAAGGCUUACCUGAGGGCCGAUAAGUUCAACAAGAUCUACACCAAGWUGCUCAAGUCACUAGAAAAUGUGUUCAAUGGCCAUCCCGAGAGUCUUAAAGAUGCUCUAGGGCUGAUGUUCUCAGUGAAUCUUCAUUUGAAGAAACUCGUUAGUACGCCAAUCGAUCCCGAUGGUGACCCGGAUGUUGGACCAAAUGCUGGUCCGCCCUACGACUUCGUACCUUAGAGGGAUGGAAUGGGUUUAGGACUGUUGGAAGGUGGAUUUAAGGUGUAUAUCAAGAAACAUUUUUUUCUUUCAAAAUCACUUAUAUGUGAAUAAUGUAGUAGUAUGGUUGCAGUAUUUUUGUAUGUAAAAUUUUCUUUUAGGAGAUAUA
Actinia tenebrosa (Australian red waratah sea anemone) is the source of this 3549-nucleotide messenger RNA. RefSeq lists its product as uncharacterized. Lineage: Eukaryota; Metazoa; Cnidaria; Anthozoa; Actiniaria; Actiniidae. The record is from RefSeq and is a predicted model, not a curated record.